AUGGAGGCCAACAACGAUGGGAGUAAUAAGAAGCCCGCUACUAAAUGCGACCGCCGAUCCCCCUGCUCUAGCUGCAUCGCCGCGGCGCUUGAUUGUCGGAUCUCUCGUCGGGUCCCCGAGAGGCGACAGCGAGUUCUGAUAUCUGCUCGCUACGAUGAAGCUAUGGAGAACGUGAAUCGCUCGCUUCAGGAAGUAUCGGAGGGACUGCAAAAGCUCCUUCGGAAUAGCGAGCAGACCAAGGGCUUUCCAAAUAGCUCUCCUGCCUUGUUCACCGCUAACUAUGUAUCAAAUGCAUCUGGACCCUCGGAAGGGUACAGGGGCGAUUCCUCCUUCAAAGCGCACGUCCAACGGGUGACAGAAGCCUUAAGGGACGCUACCGCGAAUGUGGAUUCCAGUCUAACCGACCAAAGCUUCGCUACGGCCAUGACUGCUACGCAAUUAAUUAAAGAGGUGGCUGACAGCGAGGAAACCACUUCUAGCGAGGAAAACGUCAAUUCACCCUCGUUCAAAGUCCAGUAUCCGGAACUAGAAGGCAGACCACUGCCACCACUUGAACCUGUGCUCAAGCUACUCCGACUGAUACAUACCGAGAAGCAGCGCUUUUUUAUCGAUACUCCGGUCAUAGAUGAGGCGGAAUUUGCUGAACUAUGCCAGAAGGUUUAUUUUGCGAUCAACGACUACUCGCUGUCGACAUGGACCACCGUUAAUACCGGUUUAUAUUACUUAUUCCUUGGCCUCGAGGAACAUGAACGCUCCCAGGUCGGCAUAACGCUCGCUGACAUACAAGCAUAUACUCGGCUGUUGUCAGUCAACAUAGAAGCUGGUAUACAUUCAUUUAGACUCUGUCAUGAGCCAUCGAUGGAAGGAUGCCAGGCCUUAGCACUUCUGACGGCAUUUUGUAUGAAAUCGGGACGGAGUGCAUUAGCCUGGUCGUUGAUCGCGGCUGCUUCCAGGAUGUGCAUUGAUCUUGGCUGGCAUCGCCUGUCUAAGCAUCCAAAGGGACCGGAACUGUCCAAGAAACGGAGAAUAUUCUGGUGGGUAUAUGUCAUCGACAAAGGCAUGGCCUUCACGCUGGGCAGAACUCCUUCGAUUCAUCAGUACGAUGUCGCGACCGAGCGGACGUCGUUUCCCCUGGACAUACCAGGGCCGCCGGGAUACCUGUACGGUGGGUUUGUCGAAUUCGCUGUCAUUGUGGGCGACAUGCACAUACAGCUUUUCUCCGCAUCUGCUCAGCGAACGUCACCACAAGUCCGCGUUGAGAAUGCCAAAGCCUUUGCUUCCAGGCUCUUCCAAGUUAACAAUAGCUUGAAGCAGACUCUCCGAGAUGAGCCCCCUGCGGACGCCAGGUUCCAAGAUGCAAGCGUGCUUUUCGACAUCAUCAUGCACUGCCUCGUGACAAUCGUAUAUCGCAUCGUCCCCUGUGGUGAGCCCAAGCCUCACCCACUCCAGUGCCACACUGGCUGUAUCGAAGCGGCACGGCAAGCCCUCUCUACGAUUGUGCAGGCAAGUCAGACGCUAGGUCAACGUAAUCCCCUGGGCUGGAACAUGUUUCUGAACCUGCUCUUUUCUCUCGUCCCAUUUACCUGUUUUGUGGUGCUAGCAGGAAACACCAUCGCCUGCUUAUCCCCCGAGGACCUGGCGCUCCUAUCCGCCACCGUACGAGCCAUAGAGCCAAUGGCUACCAGCUCUCCAUCUGGAAAAAAGCUUUUUGAUGUCUGCAGGUCAUUCUAUCAGGUGGCUAGCUUCUCAGUCACCCGACAGGCAGCCAUUUCCGCUGCCCCGGCAUCCGCCCCUGUGGCUGUGACUCAGGUAUUUGGAAACCCGCCUGUAGGAAGCUUUUCGGAACCGCUUGAUAGCUCGGCAGCGCCACUGUAUGAGCACAUAAUGGCUCCGCAGGACUGGGAUACGGUUAUGGGAGAGUUUGAUCUGGGGAUUGGUGCUGGGGCGAUGGCCUCUUUUGUGGAGCCGUAUAUUCCGUUUGAUGGGCGGGUGCUUUAA
Messenger RNA from Aspergillus affinis, 1998 nucleotides. Its product is annotated as fungal specific transcription factor domain-containing protein. The record is from RefSeq and is a predicted model, not a curated record. Gene Ontology annotation, biological process: regulation of DNA-templated transcription; DNA-templated transcription. The transcript is spliced from 6 exons. The coding region runs from base 1 to 1998 and encodes 665 amino acids. Gene Ontology annotation, molecular function: DNA binding; DNA-binding transcription factor activity, RNA polymerase II-specific; zinc ion binding. NCBI's taxonomy places the organism in Eukaryota, Fungi, Ascomycota, Eurotiomycetes, Eurotiales, Aspergillaceae.